Spodoptera frugiperda (fall armyworm) is the source of this 1250-nucleotide messenger RNA. Its product is annotated as phytanoyl-CoA dioxygenase, peroxisomal-like. Gene Ontology annotation, biological process: fatty acid alpha-oxidation. The record is from RefSeq and is a predicted model, not a curated record. Bases 8 to 859 code for a protein of 283 amino acids. The transcript is spliced from 4 exons. Gene Ontology annotation, molecular function: phytanoyl-CoA dioxygenase activity. NCBI's taxonomy places the organism in Eukaryota, Metazoa, Arthropoda, Insecta, Lepidoptera, Noctuidae.
CAUGUAAAUGUUUACGAACAAAUGUUCAACCAGUACAUCGGAGACGUUGAUGUUGUGUCACAACAUGGGUCGGCUCACAUCGGAACAAAAGCAAUUUUACAAAGAUAAUGGAUACAUAGUUCUGAAAGCAGUGCUUCCUGAGGACGAACUGAAUGCCAUCAGCGAGGAGUAUGACAAGUUGUUCGCGAGGAAGAAUCAGGACAAGAUGGAGAGCUCCUGGGUGGGCAGCGACGCGGACGACAGGAGGAGCAAUGCAACGCAAACGGUGAAAGGCAUCCACAACCUGCAGUACCACCACGCGGUGUUCAACACGUUCCUGUUCAACAAGGAGCUGCUGGAUGCGCUGGAGGACAUCAUGGAGACCAGCGACAUCGUACUGCAUCACACCAAGGCCCACUUCAAACCUCCCGAAAAGGGCGCUGCGUAUCCUAUGCAUCAGGUAAGUUCCUUCUUCAAAUUUUUGAAGACUAUGGUGGCUGCCUUCCUGCACCUGGACGCCGCGGGGCCCGACAAUGGGGGGCUGUGCGUGUACCCCGGCUCGCACAGACUGGGCCCUCAGGAAGACGUCGGCGCCAGCGAGUCCAACUUCCACUAUGUAGAUCAAACAAAGUUCCCGUUAGAAAGAGCGACGCCGGUGGUGUGCGAGCGCGGCGACGUGGUGGUGUUCUCGUACCUGCUGGUGCACGGCAGCCCCAGCAACAGGAGCCCGCGGCCGCGCCGCAUGCUGCUGCUGCAGGCCGCCGCCGCGGGGGACGCGCCGCUCGCCCGCCAGCCCGCGCGCCCCGGCCAGGGCUGGCUGCUGCGCGGGACGAACCUCAACAGAGACGCCAGCAUAUCUAAUAGAUUUGAAAAUAACUAAAGGGAAGACAAUUAAUAUUAAUAUUAUAAAUAUUUUUUUGCUUUAACACAACUUCGUUAUUAUAAUAGGAGAAUGGUAUGGAGGCAGUAAGGCAGUAGGCAGGCUGGCAGAAAGUCAGACAUCAUACAACUUAACGACUCCAAAAUCUAUACCCACGUUAUACAAUGGACUGCUGGCGCUGGGUGAGCAGUACAAUCAGAAUCUGUUAGUUACGCAUGUUGGGCGGCGCGGCCGACGUGACUGCUGCCCGUAUAAUGUCCUAACUAGUUUCGCACAACAACGUACGGGAAGGUACUGGCCGUGAUCAGUAUUCUAUCGGCGAAGGUGAGGCUGGCUACUUGUUGUUUUUGUUCAUUUCGUCUAAUGAGCAAUAUAAACGUGAUGAGACGGA